AUGCAGGCAGUUCUUCGUUCCCGAGUAAUAAGACCAGCUAUUGCCCAGUCCGCCCGCCUCUCGUCCGCACAAGUCAUCCAACGUUUCCCGAAAGCCGUCCUCUCCACGUCGAUUCGCAACAUGUCCGACCUCACUACUAUCAUCGCCAAGGACAUUGUCCCGCCUGUUGGCCCUUACUCCCACGCUGUCAAGACACCUACAGCAAUCUACUGCUCGGGACAGAUUCACUUGGACCCUCAAGGAAACAUGAUCUCUGGCACCAUUACCGAGAAGACUGCGUUGUGCUUGAAGAACCUGGAGGCUGUACUCAAGGAGGCCGGCAGCUCCAUCCAGAAGAUUGUCAAGGUCAACAUCUUCUUGGCCGAUAUGGCUGAUUUCGCCGAGAUGAACAAGGAGUACGAGAAGUGGAUGGUCCACAAACCCGCUCGAAGCUGUGUUGCUGUCAAGACACUUCCCAAGAAUGCCGAUGUCGAAAUCGAGGCUAUUGCUUUGCCCUGA
Molecule: messenger RNA, 498 nt
Organism: Truncatella angustata
Lineage: Eukaryota; Fungi; Ascomycota; Sordariomycetes; Amphisphaeriales; Sporocadaceae
Product: endoribonuclease L-PSP
Exons: 3
Coding region: 1-498 (165 amino acids)
Cellular component (GO): cytosol; mitochondrion
Molecular function (GO): deaminase activity
Source: RefSeq, a predicted model, not a curated record